CAUCAGUAGUACUCAGAACAGGAACAAAGAACAAACAGUCAAUUUGUUUAAUGUCAUGUUAAAUGUUCAUGUUACUAAUCUAUUUCAAUUAAAGUCGAAAAGUAUUGAUAAAUUUAAAUAGUGUGUCUAUAACUAUAAAUAUAUAAAAUGGAAGAAUUCUUCAGUGAACUUGAAACGUCAGAAAAACUACUUGUGUUGGUUACAAAAGAAGGAGGAAACCAAUCAGUGCAAGAAAAAAUAGAUAAAUUCCUUAAUCACACAAUAGUGCCCUUUGAAAAACUAUCAUCUCUCUCAAGUGAAUCUGCAAGUGUGAUCUGCUGUGAUAUACCUGAAGAAAAGUAUAACUCUGAAUUAUUUGCACACUUAUUGAAGGUAUUAACCCCAGGUGGUAAACUUUUUGGAAUAAAUGUAUCCAAGAAGGAUAGACUAAAGUUAGAACUUAUCACGAAUGGUUUUAUGAGUGUAAGUAUUUCAAACGACAGUGUCAGUGCUAUAAAGCCCAAAUUCGAAUCGGGCUCAGUUGCCCUGCUCAAAUUGAAGAAAACUCCACCAGCAGUAUGGAAGUUAGAUGACCUAACAGACGAUAUUGAAACAAUAGACCCUGAUGACUUGUUAGACGAAGAAGAUUUGAAGAAGCCCAACCCAAGUUCUUUGAGAGUAUGUAACACAACUGGGAAGCGCAAGGCUUGCAAAGACUGUUCGUGUGGUUUAGCUGAAGAAUUGGAAGGUGAAGUGAAGAAUACUGAGGAAGUCAGCACUAAAGAUGCUCCCAAGUCAUCAUGCGGUAGCUGUUACCUAGGAGAUGCUUUUCGAUGUGCUUCUUGCCCCUAUUUGGGCAUGCCAGCCUUCAAACCGGGAGAGAAAGUUCAGCUACUUGAUAAUCAAUUGCAAGCUGAUGUUUAACUGACACACUUUUCCUUGUUGUUAAUCUAUGGACUUUGAAACAUAGAUCAAUUAUUUAUAUUUUUAUUCAUCUCUGAAAUAAAGCACUUCAAACAGUUUUCUUUGUCAA
Messenger RNA from Leptinotarsa decemlineata (Colorado potato beetle), 1012 nucleotides. It is a transcript of the gene CIAPIN1, whose product is annotated as Cytokine induced apoptosis inhibitor 1. Gene Ontology annotation, molecular function: iron-sulfur cluster binding. Gene Ontology annotation, biological process: iron-sulfur cluster assembly. The record is from RefSeq and is a predicted model, not a curated record. Gene Ontology annotation, cellular component: cytoplasm. Lineage: Eukaryota; Metazoa; Arthropoda; Insecta; Coleoptera; Chrysomelidae.